AUGCCGCCCCCGGACGACCCGUUCAAGGACCUGGUGGCAUGGAAGUUUGCUGGCGCGGCCUGCUGGCACACGGGCCUCUUUGCGAUCGGCACCGCGCUGUGGCACCUGGCCGCCGCGCCGCACUCGCCCAUGGCAUGGCGCCUGCUGUCGCCAGCGGCAUGGCUGCAUGCGGCGGCGCUCUACUCGACGUCCCUCCUUGUCCUGUACGCGCAACGACGGCUACUAUCCUCAUCAGACGUCCCGCCCGUCCACGCGCCGCGGCUGGGGCUGACUGCGCGCACGUGGGCGGGGCUCGCCGUGUCGCGCUGCGUGCUGCGCAGCCGGCGCGCGGCUGAUGCUGCGGGCGCCCUCACGCUGUAUGGCGCCGCGGCGAUAUCGGGUGCAUGCGGCGUGGCGGCGCUUGCAGGCGGCGCCGUCCAAGGGGUGAACGGCGGCACUCAGUGGCUGCUGGCUUAUGGCGCCUGCCUUGGGCUGCUUUAUUCCGUGAUCUACCUUGUAAGGGCCAAGAACGUGCUGUCCUACCCCAUAGUCCAACGACACAGAUACUUCCGGGUCAAACAGCGCAUGCGCGCGGCCGCGCGCUCCGCGCUCGUUCUGCCCACAGCAGCCCUGCUGCUCCUCGCGGCUCCCCUCGCGCUGUCGAGCCUCUGGCGCGGCGCCCGCGGCGGCGCCGCGCCCUUCCCGCCGCCGCCGCUAGCGCUGGUAGCCGCUGCAUGGCGUGCGGGCGUGCUGUGCGCGUUUGUGUGGACGUGCGGUGCUCACGUGCUGGAGGUGGUGUUCACUGAGCCGGUGGCGUUUGGAGGGGAGGGCGGCGGGGACCCCACAAAGGCGCUGCUGGCGGCGCUGCGGCACACAGACCCCCUGAUUCAGGACUGGGCCCUGGCAGACCUGGUCACAGUGGCCGAGGCCGCCCCGGGCCGUGCCGGCCGCCUGGCCGCGCUCUUUGCUGACGAUACCGGCGCCGCGGGCUGGGUGCCCCUCGUGUCCUACUGCCUGGCAGAGCUCGAGGACCUCUCAGCGGUGGUGUCAGCGGCGGCCGCGGCGCAGCAGGCGCCAGGAGCAGCGGCGGGCAAGGGCGCGGCCAACGGCGGCGGCGGCGGUGUGAAGUGGAACGCGGUGGUUCCCCGGGGCAGGGGCGGCGGCGGGCGGGGCCCCAGGGGCCCGAGCCGGGAGGAGCUGCUGGCGGCGUGGCACAUCAGGGGGCGCUACUACCGCGCCUGCUGGUGCCUGCGCGGGCUGUCCGGCCUAGCGGCGGCGUCGCUGCGGGGGGACGCGUGCGGCGUGGCGCAGCUGAGCAGCCCGGGGCUGGGGGACGCUGCGGUGGGGCUGCUGGCGGUGGUGGGGGUGAUGGCGGCGCACGUCAAGGCGGCGGCGGCGCAAGCCCCGCCAGCAGCGGCGCGCCGCGGCGGCGGAAGCAGUGGCAGCGGCGGCGCGGCGGGCGGCGGCAGCGGCGGCGGCGGCCUGCCCGCGCUGGCGGGCGCGCUGCUGCGUCUCGUGGGCGCGGGGGCCGCGCCGCCGGGGCAGGGCGUCGCGGCUGCCAGUGUGGAUGGCGCGGCGUUGGCGCUGCUGGAUGUCGCCAAGACGUGUGUGUACCGCGUCACGACGACGUUUGGCCCCGUGCUGAGGGGCCCAGUGCGCGAGGCAGCGGCAGCGGCGGCGAGGCGCGGCACGCCGGGAGCAGCGGGCGCGGCCGAGGCGCUCGACGGGUUCUUGAGAAUGGAGGAGUGA
Molecule: messenger RNA, 1728 nt
Organism: Monoraphidium neglectum
Lineage: Eukaryota; Viridiplantae; Chlorophyta; Chlorophyceae; Sphaeropleales; Selenastraceae
Exons: 6
Coding region: 1-1728 (575 amino acids)
Biological process (GO): nuclear pore organization
Cellular component (GO): nuclear pore transmembrane ring
Molecular function (GO): protein-macromolecule adaptor activity
Source: RefSeq, a predicted model, not a curated record